Suillus subaureus is the source of this 3222-nucleotide messenger RNA. Its product is annotated as glycosyltransferase family 2 protein. Gene Ontology annotation, molecular function: chitin synthase activity. The record is from RefSeq and is a predicted model, not a curated record. Gene Ontology annotation, cellular component: cell periphery; cell septum. The transcript is spliced from 21 exons. The coding region runs from base 78 to 3113 and encodes 1011 amino acids. NCBI's taxonomy places the organism in Eukaryota, Fungi, Basidiomycota, Agaricomycetes, Boletales, Suillaceae.
GUUACAUCGCCCUUGAACAUUUGCAUCACAGCACGCAUUUUGAUUUAACAGCUCAACGACCAUUUAAGACACCACGAAUGAAGCGCGCAACUUCUCGUAAACCAGUACCAAGCGUAUCAGAUGGCGUCACCGGGGAUGCCGACUAUCAACGUCCACUCAUAAGUCCAAACAACUCUGUGGACGCAUCAUAUGCAUCCAUUGAUCAACAAGUGGAUGAAACGCUCGUUCGCCAUUCAGUCGAUUCGCACAAAUCUGUAAACUGUGAAGGAUACUUUGAGCAAAGUGCGACAACAAACAGAUCUAUCUCUUCUGAUUCUCAAACAUUAGAUCUUGAGGAGUCGUACACAGCUGAUGAACCUACAUCUUCGCAGGGUCAUGACCCUUUCUCAGACCACCACGCUACCACACACACUCAUCAGCAAACUCCUUACACUCAAUUGUCCCCAGCACGAGGACUCCCUCAACCACAAUCGAAUACGUCACACGAACACCUCGUCGCCACUCCUUUCAGCUCUACCCCCACUAUCUAUUCGAAUUAUGGCACAGGGCGAUCCCCUGGACUCAACAGUUCCGUCGAUCAUUUCCAGCACGACACCGAAGCAUAUGCAUCGGGUAACUUCACUCGCUCCUUCUACCGUCCCCCGAGAUCACGGUCGCCCACUCCGUUCAUGGAUGAAGAUUACAAACUUGAUUCCAACAACAAUACUCAUUAUACAGGAUACUCUCAAGCUCGCGAGUAUAACCCUUACGAAGACGAGAAGACAGUGUACAAUGACGAGUAUGAUAUCUCGCAGUAUGCUGACGUUCCCGGCACCGAAGAGUACUAUGAUGAUGGUGAAAAGACGCCUGAUGCUUCAGUUGGAUAUCAAGAAUCAGAGACACCUAUUGAGACCCGUCAUUUUGGACCUGCACCCGUCGGGCGCGUUCGUAGACGCCUGAAAAAGAAACGGGUGCAGCUGACAAAUGGCAAUCUCGUCGUAGACCUCAAUGUACCUCCAAAGCUCGUUCUCCCCUACAGAGGGGAGCCAGAGAUGACUAAGACGCGGUACACAGCGGUUACUUGUGAUCCCGACGAUUUCGAGAAAGAGAAGUUCUUUCUACGACAGAACGAGAAUGGCCGCACAACUGAGUUGUUUAUUGUUAUCACUAUGUAUAACGAAGAUGAGGUCCUCUUUUGUAGGACCUUGUAUGGAGUGAUGCGCAAUAUAGCGCAUCUUGGCUCGCGCAAGAAUUCCCAGACAUGGGGACCUGAUGCCUGGAAAAAGGUCGUCGUUUGUAUUGUGGCGGACGGCCGCAAAAAGGUCCACCCACGUGUGCUUGACUGUUUGACGCUCCUUGGAGUUUAUCAGCCUGGAGAUCAUAUGAAGAACAAAGUUAACGACAAGGAAGUCACCGCGCAUCUAUUCGAGUACACGGCUUCCUUUGCAUUGGAUCCGAACCUUCACUUCAAGUAUCCAGAUAAGGGCAUCGUGCCAACGCAAAUUAUGUUUUGCAUGAAGGAGAAGAACCAGAAAAAGAUCAAUAGUCAUCGGUGGUUCUUCAACGCCUUUGCACCCAUGUUACAGCCUAAUAUCUGCGUGUUGCUCGACGUCGGAACACGCCCAGGCAAUAACAGCAUAUAUCGGCUGUGGAAAACAUUCGACGUCAACUCAAACGUUGGUGGUGCUUGUGGUGAGAUCGCAGUAUACAAGGGCAAGAACUGGCAGUACUUGCUGAAUCCCCUGGUCGCGGCUCAAAAUUUUGAGUACAAGCUCAGCAAUAUUUUGGAUAAGCCAACGGAAAGCAUGUUCGGUUACAUCAGUGUCCUGCCUGGCGCUUUUUCUGCUUAUAGGUAUAUUGCCUUGGCAAACAACAAGGACGGAACAGGUCCUUUAGCUUCUUAUUUCAAAGGCGAAGUUCUUCAUGGCCACGACACUGACAUAUUCACAUCAAACAUGUAUUGUUUCAACCCACAGCGUAUCCUUUGUUUUGAGCUCAUAGCGAAAGCAAAUUCGAACUGGGUGUUGAAGUAUGUCAAGGGUGCCAUUGGUGAAACCGACGUGCCAGAUGCGUUACCAGAGUUCAUCAGCCAGCGCCGGCGAUGGCUAAAUGGUUCGUUUUUUGCAGCGGUAUAUGCUGUGGCACACGUAGGGCAAAUUAUGCAGUCUGGGCACAGUUUCAGCCGAAAGGUGACCCUCAUGAUCGAGACCGUUUAUAAUAUCAUCAACCUGGUAUUUUCAUGGUUUGGGAUUGGAAACUUUUACCUGUUUUUCGUCGUCCUGAGUUCGUCAUUAGAAGACAAGUCCUUUGGUGUGCCCUCCAUCAAAUAUUUCAAUGCCGUAGUUCAGUACUUUUUGGCUUCAAUAAUCAUCGCCUGCUUCCUCCUGUCCAUGGGGAACAAGCCUAAAGCGGCUCAUCGCAAAUACCUGCUAGCCUCACUUUUCCUGGCGGUCCUGAUGGUGUACCUCAUCAUUGCAUCUGUGCUAUGUGGUGUAGCUGCAUACAGCCAGGCCGGUGGAGGCGUGGUCCUUCUGAGCGUGGCGAUAACCUACGGAGUGUAUAUGCUUAGCGGCCUCCUGGCGUUCGACCCAUGGCAUAUGCUUACCAGCUUCGUGCAAUACCUUCUACUGAGUCCGACAUACGUGAAUAUCUUGAGCAUAUACGCGUUCUCAAACCUCGAUGAUAUAUCAUGGGGCACGAAACAAGAUGCGGUUCCAGACGCGGACCUCGGUGCUGCAGUACAAGACUCUCAUUCUCAAGUAGAUAUUGCUAUGCUUGCCGAAGCUGCAGACGUGAACGGUAUCUAUGAGGAGUCAAUUGAUAACCUGAAAUACCGGAAACCUGCAAAUAAAAACAAGGAUAAGGUAAUCACAGAGCGAGAGCGAGAAAUGGCAGCUAUCGACUACUACGCCAACGUCAGAACCAAUGUACUGUUGGCUUGGGUGUUGUCGAAUGGCGUACUCUUGCUCAUCAUUCUCUCCGGUUCCAAUUCAUCAAGCACUUUCAAUCCAGACGCAGGCGUAUCGCGGACGAAGGCAUAUCUAAUGUUUAUCCUUUCGUUUGCGGCAAUCACUAACUCAGUGCGGCUCGUUGGCUCAACCUUAUAUCUGCUAACGAGGAUAUUCACCGCAUGACCGAGCGGAUAUUAUAGUAGAAGGUGUAUCAUUAUUUUGAAUAUGUAGUCAAGUUUUGUCUCCAAUCAUGUGUGCGAAAAUUUUAGUUAUGUAGCGAUCACGGAUUCAU